AUGCUCCUGUUUCGCAACGGCCGAGGUGUACGGUACUCUGCCCGAUGCCGCCCCAAUUGCCCUCCCCUCACCUUCGUGCCACAGCAGGACCUCCCUCCCUGCCAAUACAUCCGGCCUGGCCGUGUUGCCCCUUUCAUACCGCGUCGCAACACGGGCGUCCCCGAUUUCGGCAAGAACAUUUUUCUUGACCUCUUCCGAAAUACAGAGAAUCAUCAGGGCGCCCUUGCGCAAGCUUAG
Molecule: messenger RNA, 237 nt
Organism: Chondrus crispus (carragheen)
Lineage: Eukaryota; Rhodophyta; Florideophyceae; Gigartinales; Gigartinaceae
Exons: 1
Coding region: 1-237 (78 amino acids)
Source: RefSeq, a predicted model, not a curated record